AUGACUACCUCCCCACUAUCUUCAAGGCAAAUUACCCUCCUUAUGGCAGAGACUUCGUCAACCACCAGCCUACUGGCAGGUUCUGCAAUGGCAAAUUGGCCACUGAUAUCACUGCUGACACUCUGGGAUUCAAGACUUACCCACCAGCAUAUCUGA
Messenger RNA from Linum tenue, 156 nucleotides. Lineage: Eukaryota; Viridiplantae; Streptophyta; Magnoliopsida; Malpighiales; Linaceae. The record is from the annotation of a GenBank genome assembly.